AACAAGUGCCUGCAGGAGUCCGCGGGCGAGUUGAAGACCGAAGAAGUUUCCCCAGCGAGACUUGGUAGCGAAGGCGAAGUUACCCACGGCUGAUGCAUACGGAAAACCUCGAACGCGUACCUUCUUUCUUGGUCAAGAUGGAGCUUUACUUUUCUCUAACAUCCACUGACGCAGCGGUAUAUAAGGCCUGAGCUCCAAGAAAGUCGUCCGGGGUUGCAGAAAUGAAGGUCGAGAUGUGCGGAUGCUGGAGGAGGUGGAGAGGAAGGAAGGAGGAGGACGAAGGUGGCGCCUGCGGCGGCGAUGCGGAGCGUAAGAAGCCAUCGUCUUCGUGGAACUUGUUCAUCAACCUCAAGGAAUUGGAGGCGGCGACUGGCCACUUUUCCGAAGCUAAUCUUCUCGGCCAGGGUGGCUUCGGUCCUGUCUACAAGAUCGGCUCAAGGAGUUGCAAAUUGACCUAGGGUUGACUGUUCAUUGACAAGCUCAGAUUAGGGUUCUUGCGUUUUACGGCAUAAUUUGUUCGACAAGCACAAAUUAGGGAUCUUUCUACAUUUCAACUGUUCUCUUUAUUAUCAAAUAGGGAAACAAAGAUUAGAUCACCUUUUGCCUGAAAGAUGGAUGGUUGGCCAAUUAAUACAGGGGGUGUUGGAGAAUGGGCAGGAGAUAGCAGUGAAAAAACUGUCUUUGACGUCUCGGCAGGGGGUGAGUGAGUUCACCAACGAGGUGAAGCUACUGCUCAAAGUUCAACAUCGCAACCUCGUGUCGCUGCUCGGUUGCUGCAUCGACUCGGAUCAGAAGAUGCUUGUCUACCCCUACUUCCCUAACCGAAGCCUUGAUCACUUCCUAUUCGAUAUGCAUCGUCCAGCAUCGCUUGAUUGGCCACGGAGAUUCGAGAUCAUUGUGGGAGUGGGAAAGGGACUCCUCUAUCUCCACGAAGAAUCUCCAGUGAAGAUCAUCCACAGGGACAUAAAAGCAAGUAACAUUUUGCUUGAUGACCAGUUAAACCCAAAGAUAGCCGACUUUGGCAUGGCCAGACUCUUCCAAGGGGAUGACACACAUAUUAACACAUUUAAAAUUGCUGGCACCUAUGGCUAUAUGGCUCCAGAGUAUGCAAUGAAUGGCUAUUUGUCCACCAAGGCUGAUGUUUUUAGUUUCGGAGUAUUGAUGUUGGAGAUUCUGAGUGGCAGAAAAAAUCUCGACAAGAAAUUGGGAGAAGAAAAGCACGACCUACUGGGCUAUACAUGGAAGCUUUUUGAGAAAGGCGACUCUUUGGAGAUUAUGGAUCCCACCAUUUCCUCAGUUCCUUCAUGGAACAGUGAUGAAGCUGCCCUUUGCAUCCAAAUAGCAUUGCUGUGCUGCCAAGCGAUUGUCACUGAUCGACCGGACAUGUACACUGUCCAUCUCAUGCUAUCCGGGGAUUCUUUUUCGCUACCAAGGCCAGGCCGGCCAGGAACUCGUGGGAGGAUCGGGCAUUGGACUUCCACACCUUCAUCCAUGCUCACAAAUACAAAAACAAAUUCUACUUACUCAGGUUCCGAUGCUACCAAAACUGCAUUUUACAGUGCAAAUGAAGAGUACUCUCGCAACUCUAUAUCUGUAUCUUUUACCUCAGAGGGCCGAUGAAAGGAAGAUUAUAAUACAUGUUCCCAGGUAUUGUGCGUUUAUUGAAUAAAUAAUUUUAAAUUUUGAUUAAUGUAAUUUCAAAACAAAGAAAGGAAAAGAAGCUUGAGUCACCA
Messenger RNA from Zingiber officinale, 1733 nucleotides. RefSeq names its product putative receptor-like protein kinase At4g00960. Gene Ontology annotation, biological process: protein phosphorylation. Bases 616 to 1620 code for a protein of 334 amino acids. The record is from RefSeq and is a predicted model, not a curated record. The transcript is spliced from 5 exons. Gene Ontology annotation, molecular function: ATP binding; protein kinase activity. Lineage: Eukaryota; Viridiplantae; Streptophyta; Magnoliopsida; Zingiberales; Zingiberaceae.